AUGAGCCAUGCUUCAACUUGGGCAACAAGGGCCUUUGAGCUGCUUCGCGUUGGCAUCGCGACCCUCAGGUUGCCGUGCACCUUGGAGUGUUUUCACCUUCAAGGUCGAAGUAUGAUGCCGACGCUAAGAGGAGGUCCAGGACUCUGUGAUAGCGAUCUGGUGGUUGGUCUGCGGCCAGGCUCUUCGGUUCGAAUGGUGCCCAAAGCUGGAGACGUUGUGCUUUUGGUGGAUGAGAAUGGGCGCAUGGAGCCCAAGAAGGUGGCAGGUGGCGCUUACGGUCAGUUCUUAGCUGAGAAGCGCCCGGAGCUACAGGCCGAGUGCAAGGGUCAGCCCAUCACAGCCGUCACCAAGUUGGCUUCUAAGAAGUUCAAGGCUCUCAGUGAGAAGGAGAGAGCCGUCUACCAGGAGAAGUACCUGGCGGCCAAGGCCAAGUACGACGAAGACAUGAAGACCUUCCUGGCGAACGGUGGCGAGAAGAAAGCCAGAAAGAGCCGCGAGGACAAGGCAGACAAGAAGAAGAAGAAGGAUCCCGACGCUCCCAAGAAGCCAGCCGGAGGCGCUUAUGGCUGUUGGUUGGCCAAGAAUCGCCCAAGCUUCCAAGCGCAGUGCAAGGGUCAGCCGGUGACGGCGAUUACGAAGCUGGCCUCGGCCAAAUGGAAGGAAUUGAGUGCGAAAGAGAAGGCAGUCUUUGAAGAUGAGUACAAGAAGAAGUUGGAAGAAUACCAGGAGGCAAAGAAGUCCUAUGUGCCGCCGGCCGCCGAUGACGACGCGGAGGAACCCUCGCCCAAGCGACGUAAGGCGGCUAAGGAGGAUGAGGCGAAGGCAGAGCCCAAGGCCAAGGCCAAGGCUGCGCCGAAGGCAGCCAGUCCCAAGGGCAAGGAGAAGGCGAAGGCCAAGAGAGCCAUCUCGGGUAAUCAUCAAAACGUGAAGCGCUUGAAGGACAUCGUCUUCGAGACCACGGAACUCACGGACCUGCGCAGCGAGGAUGGAACUUGGCAUCGGAGCAGCAGGUCACAUCUUCGUGGAUGGUGCUGGGUGGAAGGAGACAACGCCUUGCUCUCUGAGGACUCACGGAUGUUUGGAUGGUUGCCCUCUCACAGACUAGAGGCCGUGGCUGUGGCCGUGGUGUGGCCUCUAUGGCGGAGCAGCUGGUUGUCUGCCCGAUCUCCCACGAAUGCCAUGGUUGGGACCCAAUCUGUGGCGCCACUGCAAGAGCAUUUCGAAUGGUGGGCCAGUGGGCCUGCAUAA
Cladocopium goreaui is the source of this 1248-nucleotide messenger RNA. Lineage: Eukaryota; Dinophyceae; Suessiales; Symbiodiniaceae. The record is from the annotation of a GenBank genome assembly.